CAGAGCGGGGCAGGCGAGGCAGCGCGGCGAGGGAGAGAUGCUGGCGCUGCGGGCGGCGCGGGGGGUCGCCGUCGCGCGGGGGCUCCUCCUCCGGGAGAGCAGCAGGCGGCCGGUGCCCACAGUGUGGCUGGCCAGAGUGCCACAGAGAUGUUCCUCCAAUCUCCCUAUGAACACGUUGAUCCUCUUUGUGCCCCAGCAGGAAGCCUGGGUGGUGGAGCGGAUGGGCAAGUUCCAUCGCAUCCUGGAGCCAGGGCUGAACUUCCUCAUCCCGCUUCUCGACCGCAUCCGCUACGUGCAAAGCCUCAAGGAAAUCGUCAUCAAUGUGCCAGAGCAGUCGGCUGUUUCCCUUGAUAAUGUCACCCUCCAGAUCGAUGGCGUCCUCUACUUGCGAGUCAUGGACCCCUACAAGGCCAGUUAUGGAGUGGAGGACCCUGAAUACGCCGUCACCCAGCUUGCCCAGACCACCAUGAGGUCUGAGCUGGGCAAGCUCACCCUCGAUAAAGUCUUUCGGGAGCGUGAAAACCUCAACGCCAGCAUCGUGGACGCCAUCAACCAGGCUUCAGACUACUGGGGCAUCCGGUGCCUGCGCUAUGAGAUCAAGGACAUCCACGUGCCUCCUCGCGUCAAGGAGUCCAUGCAGAUGCAGGUGGAGGCUGAGAGGCGCAAGCGGGCAACCGUGCUGGAGUCAGAAGGGACCCGGGAGUCGGCCAUCAAUGUGGCGGAGGGGAAGAAGCAAGCUCAGAUCCUGGCCUCUGAGGGGGAGAAGGCGGAGCAGAUCAACCAGGCUUCCGGGGAGGCCAGCGCCAUUCUGGUGAAGGCUCAAGCCAAAGCAGAAGCGAUCCGAGUCGUGGCAUCUGCUCUGGCACAGCAGAAUGGCAACAGUGCAGCAUCUCUCUCUGUGGCUGAGCAGUACGUGGCUGCCUUCUCCAAGCUGGCAAAAGAGUCCAACACCAUUCUUCUGCCCUCCAGCACGGGAGACAUCUCCAGCAUGGUUGGCCAGGCAAUGGGAAUCUAUGGCUCCCUGAGCAAACCCCAGCCCACCAAGGCGGCCUCCGUGGAAGCUGCAGCUCCCCCCGCCCUCCAGGCCCCUCCUCCGCCUCCACCCCCAAGCAUAGAGUACACUGAGCAGGAGCAGCCAAGCGCCAGCUAACGGAGAAGCCCCCCCCCCUUGGACUCUUGUCCUUCCCCUCUUUGGAUUAUUUUCUAAUUUGGAUUUAAUCAUGUAAUAAAAGGAGAUGGCCAGGAACCAGCGUCUCCCCUUGUCCUGCUCUUGGACUGACGAUGAAGGC
This is a messenger RNA of Zootoca vivipara (common lizard), 1289 nucleotides long. RefSeq names its product stomatin like 2 (gene STOML2). Gene Ontology annotation, cellular component: membrane; mitochondrion. NCBI's taxonomy places the organism in Eukaryota, Metazoa, Chordata, Lepidosauria, Squamata, Lacertidae. The record is from RefSeq and is a predicted model, not a curated record. Gene Ontology annotation, biological process: mitochondrion organization.